Psylliodes chrysocephalus is the source of this 2703-nucleotide messenger RNA. Lineage: Eukaryota; Metazoa; Arthropoda; Insecta; Coleoptera; Chrysomelidae. The record is from the annotation of a GenBank genome assembly.
AUGGAUCUAGCCGAAGUGGUUGAAGACUUGAUUUGCACGUUCGACGGAUCUGGAGACACCACUAUGGAUACUCUGGCUAUGUUCGUUUUCGGCUGGAUUUUGGCCGCGUUGUUCAUACUCUGGCUCGGCCGGCUGCUCUAUGACAAGUUCCAAAACAGAAAAAAGCUUUCGGGCGAAGCUAAAGCUAAGUUAGUUGACGUGCCCGCUAAGACCACCGACAGUAUCGAUGGCGAUGGUAAAACGAUUAAGAAAAUCGCGGUGGCCCCCGUCAUGGCCAAAGGUGCUGUUUCUUCGGGCGGCGGGGCUUAUGUUCCUCCUACGCCACCAGUGAGAAAGAGGUUAACAAGGCAGAGUCCAGCGCCUGAGGUUAGGAAACCCAGGUUCGUACCGGCUCCACAGUGCACGGGGCCGGAUAACGUGUGUGUUUUGUGGGUUAAUGAUGUGCUGCAGUGGUUGUACAAUGAUUUUGUUAUUGUCAACGAGCUGAUCGGGGUGUGGAUACAGGCUUUGAACGAGCACACUAAAAAGUCCGGUGCUGAGCAAGGAAUUGGUGUGGAACUAAUAAGGAUAUUACCAGAAACACAUCCGCCUACUAUUUCAAACAUUUUUGCCGAAGCUGAUUCGAAAGACGAUGUGACGAUAACUUGCGACUGUGAAUCGACUCCAGCUUUCCAAUUGAAAAGCUUCAGACAAAAGGGCGACAAGUCCGAAACGUCGCAUUAUCGCGUGAACGUCAACCGCUUCAGGGCCAGACUCAACAUAUUUUGUGUGUCUGAAAAGCUGCAGGCAAACGUGAAAUGCGACGGUUGGCCGGAAAUCAAGAUCGCCCUCGCUCCUGUCGGUAACAUCAAGAACAAUUUGGACGAAUCUCAGCUACAAGAGGUCAUCGUUGAGAUUUUGACUGAAGCUCUUAGGAGUACAGAAGUGGACUUGAAUUUAGCUCAGUACCCGACGUGCCCUAGGUUAAUACGACAUGUUUCUAUGCCAGGACAAAUCCUGCCAGUUCAUUAUGACAGUAUGGGCAUGGGAGGCAUUAGUCAAAAUUUUCCCUCCUCCUCUAAUCACAUGACGCAAGGAGGGAGACAGAUUCCAGGAGAAAAACGACUUUUAGUGAAGAUAGUACGUGCGGCACAAUUAGGUGCUACUCAAGGCUGUGCAGAACCCUAUUGUGUGGUUGAAAUGGACGAACCACCACAAAAGAAUCAGACUGCUGUGCAAAAGAAUACAGAUUCUCCUCAGUGGGAUGAACACUUUUUAUUUGAUUUGUCUCCAAAUACUGCAGAACUGCUAUUCGAAGUAUAUGAUCAUGCUGUCAAACCGCACAGAUUUUUGGGUUUGGGCAUAGUUGGUGUGGAGGAGCUUUUGGUAAAUCCAUCUCAAAGGCAAAUUAUUUCGCUGCAGAGUCGACCUUAUGAAAGCGAUUCUGUAUCUGGAACUCUCACCGUCGAGUUUCUGUUCAUAGAGGGUGCUGACAUACCAAACAUAGGCAGUAAUCAACCUUAUAAAAUUAAAGAAACCAUUAGAACUCCUUCUCCUCAUAGAAAUAAGAAUAUUACUACAACUACUUCAACGUUCCAUAAUGAUAUUAUCACAAAUGGUAAUCAUUUAGGUGAUACAUAUAGAGACUUAGAUAGGAAUAGGCAACCUAUGAAUACUACGAAUACUCUCGUUAUUCACAGCAUUCAAAGGCAACCUUCCCAAAGGCUAGUGAAGGUGGAACUCAAUAAUGGCGCUUGGAAGGAGAUAGAAACAAUAGAAAUAGAUCCGAAUGAUGAAGAAAAAGAAUUCGCUGUCGAAAAUAAGGAAGAAGAAAAGGAUAAAGACAAAGAUAAAACUAACGGUAACAUUCCGAGCGAGGCAAACGGUACUUCAAAUGCUACAUCGAAUGGUGAAAGUAAGGAUUUGAAUGAGAGUUCAACGUCGUCUAAGCCUGGAGACUUUUCUUCUUCUACUAUAAAUACUUCAAAUACAACACAAAACGAUACGCAGAAUUUAGAGUAUAGAGGCAGACCUAGGAAACGUAGAGACUUUUUCGGUACAAUAAAAAGGAGACUGGGUAAAUCUUUGAACAGAUCGAAAUCGGCCGGUCCGGAAAACGACCAUGGUCGUGAUGAUUCUCUUAACAGGUCCGUUUCGGCAGACAGAGGGCGAAAUGACGAGAAUUAUCGCCUCAACGUACCUGGUCAACGUUCAAUGGACGAAACUUCCCGUAGAUCCAGCCUGUCGGAAGCGUCUGGCAUGAGUAGUGCUUCUACCAGAACUUACAUCAAUGAGGCCAGCACUUUGGUGUUAGAAACCAUUGAAAAUGGUAUCAAGAAACACUACCUCGUGCCUCUGUCGUUAGCUCAAAAAUCCAAGUGGAGGAAAAAAGGAACAAAACUGCAUAUCUUCAAUGAUCACACUUUUGUUGCGAAACAUUUGCAAGGUGGUACUGUGUGUCAAGUCUGUGCUAAAACGAUAGCGAGAAGAUUCGGUAAGCAAGGAUAUGAAUGCAGGGAUUGUUUGAUCAAAUGCCACAAACACUGCCACGUGAAGGCUAAUGAUAGUUGUCCGACCUCUACAAUUCAUAAUGUUGAACUGGUCUAUGCUACCGGUUCUGAGCGAGUAACUGCUCAUACAUCACGAAUCCUGUCACUGACAAGAACUUUUCAUUCUUCUAGCUACUCAAACAGUAACCAGCCAACAUUUAUAACAAGCGGGUAG